AUGGCCGAGACGCAGCCGCUCUGCAAGCACGACCCGUGGGCCUACGCGCUCGUGUUUCCAAACGACGACGCGACCGUCGACGCGUCGACGAUGACGCUCCAGCCAGCCGCGCUCGAGAUCCUCGGGCGGCUCUACAGCGCCGGCAUCGAGACCAAGCUCUUCCACUCGGCAAGUCUCUCGACCGCGACCAAGACGCCGUCGCUCAUCAUCUGCAAGCUGCGCACGACGCACGCCUUUUUGGCGUCCGAGGCCGCGCGCAUUAACCUCCCGAUGCCAAUGAACGCGGUCAAGCUCCGCGCCAUCGCCGAGUCGGGCUUCAUCGGCACGGACGGCCGCCUCAUCGAGUCGUUUGCGAUCGCGCAGCUGGCGACAGACACGUACACGCCGUACGAGCACAUCCACAUGAAGUACGACGUCGCGCCACACGCACAAGCGCUGUACGAGCCGCACAGUCAUGAGCAUUUCUUCUCGUCAACCAAGCGCCUCUUGCUCCUCGAGAGCCUCAUCGUCAACGUCGCGCAGCUCAAUCUCGAGGCGCUCAAGGCCCAAGGCGUGAUCCUCGACUGCUUUCCGCUGCACGACGACGUCGAGCGACCUCUCUUGCGUGACGCGCUCACGUCAAUGACGUACAUGACGUGGCACACGCCCGUGCACGCAGUCAAAAACUACUUUGGGUGCAGAAUCGGGUUCUACUUUGCGUACUUGGUGUUUUACUCCAACUGGCUUCUCAUUGCGGCGCUCGUUGGCCUCGGCGUCUUCCUCCUCGAGGCGUCCAUCAAGACGCCGCUGCUGCACUUCGUGUCGGGCAAUGCGACCGCAAGCUUCUACCUCAUCCAAGUGUACACCGUCCCGCUCUUUGGCGCGUUUGUCGUGCUCUGGUCGACGCUCUUUCUCGAGAGCUGGAAGCGCCAGACCGCGACGCUCGCGCUGCAGUGGGGCACGACCAACAUCGAAGAAGUCGAGCAAGUCCGGCCGUCGUUCCAGGGUGUUCCGGCCAGCUGCUCGAUCACCGGCGCCCCGAUCAAGUACUUUUCCGAGGCUGAGAAGCUCUGGCGCCAACUCGUGUCGUGGGCGAUACUUCUUGCGCUCAUUCUGGUCGACAUGGCUAUCGUGGCGCUUGUGUUCUAUCUACGCUACUACCUCACGCAGACGCACCCGACGUGGUGCAGCGUUACGAUUUCGGGCCACGAGCUGAGUUUGAGCUCGCCGAUUUGCUCCUGUGUCAACGUCGUCCAGAUGAACCUCAUGUACCGCAUCUACGACCGCCUAAGCCUCCGCAUGAACGAGUAUGAGAACCACGCGACCGACUCGGCGUACGAAAAUCACUAUCUCGUCAAGAGCAUCCUCUUCAACUUUGUCAACUCGUACAUGGCGCUCGUGUACGUCGCGGUGCUCAAGAAGCCGAUCGAAGGCAAAUGCUGGGAAGACGACUGCUUCUGGGAGCUCCGCUACUCGCUCAUCAUCAUCUACGGCGUCCAGAUCGUCGUUGGCAACGUCAAGGAGGUGUGGGUGCCACGCUUGUACAACAAGCUCCUCGGGCACCGCACGGUCGCACGCUGCGAAGUCGACCUCCGGUCGCGGGCUGAGCAGCAGUUUCUGCAGACUGAGUAUGGCUGGAAGGGCUCGUUCGACGACACCCUCGAGAUGGUCCUCCAGUUUGGGUACUCGACCUUCUUUGUGAUUGCCUUCCCGCUCACGCCGCUUCUCUCGUACGUCAACAACGUGAUUGAGAUCCGCGUUGACGGCUACCGGCUCACAGUCGACUGCCGCCGGCCGGUGCCCCGCAACGCCGAUGGCCUCGGGCUCUGGGUCGACGUGCUGGAGAACAUGGUGACCUUCUCGAUUGUCUCAAACGCGUACGUGAUCUUCUACACGCACGGGUACCUCGGCGACGUCAUCGACGUGUAUCUGUGGCAAAACGUCAACCGACCGUACUGGGACCUCGCGCUCUUUGUUGGCUUUGUGACCAUCGUGCUUCUCUUCCGCGCAGUCCUCGCCAUGUGCAUCGACGACGUGCCAGCUGCUGUCGCCAAGCAGCUCAAGCGCCAAGCCUUUCUCGUUACCAAGGUCCUCGACCAAGUCGUCGCCGACACGGACGUGGCCAAGCGCCGGGCGAUCACACCGGCGGCGCUCACGACACUCAACAUCAUCCACGCCAAUGAUUCGGAUGGUCAUGGCUCGUACGGCGCCGUGUAA
Molecule: messenger RNA, 2196 nt
Organism: Saprolegnia diclina VS20
Lineage: Eukaryota; Oomycota; Saprolegniomycetes; Saprolegniales; Saprolegniaceae
Exons: 1
Coding region: 1-2196 (731 amino acids)
Biological process (GO): chloride transmembrane transport
Molecular function (GO): chloride channel activity
Source: RefSeq, a predicted model, not a curated record